Oldenlandia corymbosa var. corymbosa is the source of this 2182-nucleotide messenger RNA. Lineage: Eukaryota; Viridiplantae; Streptophyta; Magnoliopsida; Gentianales; Rubiaceae. The record is from the annotation of a GenBank genome assembly.
GUUUUCUUAAAUAAGUAUAAGAACCCCAAGGAUAAAAGUCAUGAAAGGAAACCAAUUCGAAAUUGAUUAUCUUGUCCAUUGAGAAAAAUAAAAAAUUACUCAAUCGGGGGAGUCAGCAACAGUCAACGUCCGCAGAACUCACAAGUUUUGCAUUCGUCCAAAUAGGCCAAAUUUUGGUGGGACCCAAUAUAGACUACUCCUAAAUAAAUGAGAUCCAGCCCGCCCAUUUCGCUUCGCUUCCAAGCAUCUCGCUAUCCGACUGCUUUCUGUCAUCCCGAUAACAUGGGAAGCACCGCUCGACCCGACCCAUCCAUAGACUCCCUGCUCGACGCCGCCAAACACCAUCUCUCUCACCGGAGUUUUGAAGAAUGCCGUAGUUACGCUUCCAAAGCCCUAGACGCCAGCCCCAAUCACCCUGCCCCGGCCCAGCUUCUCGCCAUUUCUUCCGUUCUUUCCGUUUGUUCGCCACCGCCGUCAGCGGCCCCAACCGAAUCACCGCCUGACUGGUACGCCGUUCUCGGCCUUCCCCGCUUCAGUCAAGACCUGAAGUUUACUCGGGCCCGGUUCGAACUCCUGUACGGCCUCGUAGACCCUGAGAAAAACCCUUACCCGUUUGCCGCCGAAGCCCGCGGGUGGGUUCUCAAAGCCGGGGCUGCGUUGGCCGACCCGGAUUUGAAAUCCCAGUUUGACCAGGAUUUAAGAACCAGGAAAAGGGAUGCUGGGAAGGUUGCCGGCGGUACAUUUUGGACCGUCUGUCCUUACUGUUACUUCAUGUACGAGUACGAGAGUGUCUUUCUGGAUUGUGCUUUGAGGUGUUACAACCCGAAUUGCAAAAGGCCUUUUUCUGCGGCGGCCGUUGCUGCCGCCGCGGCGCCGCGGCCGGAUGUGGUGGCAAAGGGGAAGUAUGUUUGUGGAGGGUUUAUUCCGCUGGGAACUAACAAUGCGGGAGAUGGUGGAGAUGAAGAAUGGAAUUGGUGGGAAGCGUUUGUCACGUUGGGUUCGGGUUCGGGUACGGUUAAUGAAUCAAGACAAGAUGAUGGGCAGAAAAGCAAGACUGAAAACCCAAGUGGCGGUGUUGACCUUACUGAGGAUGGUGGUAAAAAGGCAGGAGAGGAAAUUAAGAAAAAGGGUAAUGAUGUUAAGUCAACGGUUUGGAGGAAGAAGCAGGCGGCUACCGGGAAGAAGAAAGUGAUGGGAAAAGGGAUUAGGGCCAAGUGGAAUUCCAGUCCAUUAGCAGGGGAAGAAUGUGGGGGUGAAGGAAUGAUAUUUUACAGAAAUUAGAACAAGCAGAGAGGGAUCUGGUGGGUUGGAGUUCUCUGCCCCUGCAGGAGAGACAUUUUUGUGUCUUUGAAUACUGAUCCGGGCUUUGGAGCAUUAACAACUGAGUGAUGGGAUCUUCAACUUCUGGUCAUGGUUUCCUGGAAAAAACAAUGCUUGGAUUAACACUUGAACUGUUUGGUAAUAUAGUAAAUGGUGGCUGGAACUUUAUGUAGAGAUUAAAAAUGAGUAGCUGAAUUAACCCAUUUAGUAGUAGUUUAAAAGUCUAAGAGAAAGACGAUCCUAAUUCUACCUUUUUGUUUGUUACUGAAGCUCAGGAAAGAUGUGGUGAUGCUUCGAGGUAGGAGAAAGUGAAGAAAGUUGAAUCAUUUGUGAAUUAUAUUGGUUGAUCCUUGGUUAAUUUGUCAGCGGUUUGCUGCUUCAAGAGAUGAGUAUCAAGGGCAGGCAUCUAUUUCCCUUGUAUGAAGUUGGUAAUUUGUACGUAUUCUUUGUUGAUGCCUCCUAAUUAAAUUGGCAUCCUUUUUGAGUGAAAUGUGCUUGUUUGAUGCUGGUUCUGGGGCUUUUUUUUGUUGUACAUCUAAGACCAUGAUUUGGUUGUUUGUCUAAGUCUUCCGUUGGCAAAAUGAGCCAAGACGAUGAAAUAGAUAGAGGGAGUAUGAUGAAGUAGCAAACUAUUGCGCCUUUUGGAUAAUUGCUGGACCAUUUCCCGUGGCAUAAAACCUUUUUCCGGAUAAAAUGUUGAAAAGAGCAGAAGACAGUAGUAGCUUGUGUUGCAGACUUGCUGUAGAUGAUGAUGAUUAUGAUAAUUUGGGUGGUGAAGAAUUGGUUGUUUAAUGGGCUGUUAAAAAUAGUCAUGUUAUUGGCCCAAAUUUUGCAUUGGUUCUCUGACACUAUGCCUUGCCCA